CACCCGCCGUCCCCGCAGUCAAGCGAGAGGCGACAGCUAGCCAGCUGCGCGUCUUGUGUUUUUCGGAUUUUGCGGUGCGAUCGACGUUCCUUUCUUAUUUUGUUGUUAUUUAUAUAAAAGUAAUCAAGUUUAAUUAGACAAGCUACGCGUGUGAACUUUAUGUAUGCAACACUGAAAUCUAACAAGUCUGUGAACUUUUGCAGUGCAUUGUGACUUUUAAAAGUGUUCAAUACAUGGAUACCUGUGUCUUUUGUCUGUAAAACAGUGGAUGAUUAUACGAGAGGUGGUGGUAUUUAGUUGUUCAGUACGUUAUUGUCAGAUCUUGUGCCCGUGGACCCAACAGUGUGACCAGUGAUUGUUGUCGUGGCCGGUUUCCAGUGAGGAAACUUUCCAAACGUGCAUAAAACAGUGGGUAAUGCUUUCCUAGCGAAUGCGGGCCCUGCCUGCACGCAUUCCGUAGGGAAGCAAGUGCCGGCAAUAAGCAUUUUACGAGAGGCGAGCGGCGCGGGUGGCGGGGCGGGCAGCGUUGGGCUGCUGGCCAUGAACGCCACCCAGGUGCAGUGCGAGCCCCACGACUCGGUCGUGCUCAUUAAAUAUGAGCAUCGGUCAGCUGGCGGCAGUUGGGAGGAGCCAGUGAGCGCCGUGCGGAAUACACCGCUCCGGCGCUCACAGCGGCUCAACUCGACCCUGGACUCCAGGAGCAGUGGCCAGUUACGCAACACGCUGAGCCGGGCUCGCGAACUGUGCGAGCGAUGGCGAAGCGGCGGUGGAGCGACUCCUGCGCCGCCGGCACCCCCUCCCGACGACGAGGGAGGGGGACGGCUGGCCCGCUGGUUCAGCGUGAGACGGGGAUCCUCGCACCAGUACGACAUGCAUGGACACGAGACCGACAAGAUGCCCAAAUUACCCGAGUUGGAGGAGGACUUGUUCUCAUGCGGCGGCGAGGUGCGAGGCGGGCGCGUGCCGCCGCCGUCGCUGGGCGCGCCACCGGACUCGCUGUCGCCGGUGCAGCUGCGGCGCCGGCAUGUGGUGGCUGCCAUCAUACACAGCGAGAACUCCUACGUAGCCACGCUUCAGAGGCUCAUCAAUGACUACAAGAAACCCCUCGAGGAGAGUAGCCCAGCAAUCCUGAACGCAAGCAAAAUCCAGACACUAUUCCAUCGGCUUCCAGACAUCUUGCAGUGUCACCUACACUUCCGCACAGCGCUGGCUGAUUGCGCGCGAACGUGGGACCGCGAUGAAAAAAUUGGCGAGGUCUUCAUGAGCGCGUUCUCGAAAGCCGUUGUGCUGGACGUGUACUCUGAUUUCAUCAACAACUUCUCGGUUGCCAUGGAACUGGCCAAAAUGGAGUCCAAGAGGAAAUCGGCGCUAGCUGACUUCUUCAAAGUGAAGCAAAUCAGUGCUCACGACCGACUGUCCUUCUUCGGGCUGAUGGUGAAACCUGUGCAGCGGUUUCCGCAGUUUAUUAUGUUUUUACAAGACUUACUAAAACACACACCCCCGGGCCAUUCGGACCGGGUCUCCCUACAACGUGCCUUGACGAGGCUAGAAGCUCUAGCCGAUGCCUUGAACGAGAGGAAAAGGGACGCUGAAAGGACACAGGCUUUCCGCGCGGCACUACGUCGUCUGACACGCGGCGGCGUGGCGGGCGCGGGCGGGGCGGGCGGCGCGGCGCGGUUCGGUGCCGCACGACUGCUCGCCUCUAGAGCUGAUAAACGACAUCUGUUACGGCAAGACGACUUGCUGCAAUUGGAAUUCAACCAAUCGGGCGGCUUAACAAAAUGCAAGCCGCGUCGUCUGCUACUACUGAACGACUUGGUAGUGUGUGUGUCUGUGGGCGCCGGCAGCGACGACGCCGAGCGGCUCGGCCUCAAGUGGGCACAUCCCGUGCAGGACGUCGAGGUGCUGGAUACCGGCACCUCGCCUACACUCAGCAGGGUUUUGGCUCAAGGCAUGAACCGCAGUGGCAGUCUCCGCUCAAACAGCAGCAGUGGCAUGACGGCAUCGACAGGCGACUCUCUCUGCAGCGAGAUGUCUGCGCUCAUGCACGACUACGAGGUGGUGUCCCGCAUGGCAGACCUGGCCGCGUCUCUGCGCAUGACCUACCCGGAGCUCGCGUCCGACACCUUCCGAGCUCUGCUGCAGAACAUACAGCGGAGUAUACAGAAAAAAGACGACGAGAUGGCGUGGAUGGACUCAUGCUGCUUACAACUGACUAUCCGUGGUCGUGAGGAGCCGCUAACAUUCCGGGCCAGUGAGCCCGGGGCCCGGCUGGCCUGGGCCACGGAGCUGCGCUUGGCCCAGCUAGCCCAGGCCUCGGCUAACUCACCCGCAUGGCGCCUGCCCUCGCAGCUUGCGCCCGCGCAUAAGAUGCCGCUCUUCGUUGCUGCUACGCCCGUGUAUUCGUCGAGGCAGCUAACUGAGGUCCGUUGCGGUUGCUUCUACACGUCGUGCGGCGGCGGUCGCGGCGCGUCGCUGCGGCGGGCGCGCUCGCUGCUGUGGGUGAGCGCGGCGGGCGGCGCCCACAGCCACGUGGCCGUGCUCACGCACCGCGCCGCCAAGCUCAAGACGCUCGUCACGCUCGACCUGCCCGACACCAAGGUUACCUCAAUGGAACAUGCCCGCGGAGUACGACAAGCGACGACACUCUGCGGUGACACCGUGUGGCUCGGUACAGAAGAUAAGAAAAUUAUCAUAUUUUCUGCAAUCGAACCCGAAAAACAGGAAAAGUUGACUGAAGUCCCCACAAUCGCGUCGGUGACGCAGAUUCGUUACCACUGCGACGCGAUGUUCGUAGGACUGUCCAACGGGCGCGUGUCGGUGUACCGGCGGAACCACGACGACUCGUGGGCGCUGCAGGAGCCGCUCGCCAUCGAGCUCGGCGACCGCCCCGUGCACUGCGUGCUGCCCGUCGAUGGCAUCAUAUACGCCACCUGCGCCAGGCGGGUCUUCGCCAUCAACGCGCUCACUGCGGAGAUCAUGAGGAUACUUGAACUGAAAGGCGACGGCGACCGAUCCGUCAAAUACCUCGCGCACUCAGGAGUUGGCCUCUGGACAGCCUUCUCGGAUUCGACGUACGUGAGUUUGUAUCACGCUGAAACUUUUGAACACCUUCAAAAUAUUGACAUCGCAGCCGAUGUUGCGAAAACUAUAGGGGCACGAGAAGGAAGCAAACCCGCGUAUGUGUCGGCUUUGCUCGCGUGCCAGGGACUGCUGUGGGUGGGUACCACUGCCGGCAUCAGCGUCACAGUGCCGUUACCAAAGCUCGAGGGUCUGCCGCUCAUCGGCGGACACAUCGCCGCGUCGUACCACGCGCACGCGGGACCCGUGUCCUUCCUGCUGUCGCUCAUGCCCGAGACCAGGGACGUGGACGUCAACACGGUGCGGCGGAACUUGUCCAACGCCCGCGCCCUCGCCGAGACCGUCAACACUUUGCAUGAAUUCAAAGAAGAAGACGGCAAGGAAGACAACGACAAACCCAAAUUGGAGAGGCGGAUCUCAGAAGAAGCGAGCCCGUACCGACCGCAGCGCGUGCAAUCCGCCGUCGUGCGACGGAAGAAGCCCGGCGACGUGCGCCUCAGCAAGACUCUACCCAAGUGCGCCAACUUGAACGCCUGCGACGUUUACGGCCUUUACGGAGACCUCAUGUUUGUGAAGGAUUGCGUGGGCGAGGCGGACGUGGGAGGGUCGGGAGGCGAGGCCCUGCGGCGGAGCGACCCCGAGCUGGCCGCCAUCCCCUUCCGCGUGAGCACGCUGGACCGGCGCCUGCGCAUGCGCGCCGGGCGGCCGCGGAGCCUGGACCUGUCGAGCUGGUCGGUGGACUCGCGCGCGUCCAGCCUGUGCACGUCGUCGGGCAGCGAGGAGUCGAUGGCGCUGCGCGGCGUGUCGCGCACCAGCUCGGGCGCGUCGGGCGCGGCGGCGCUGGCGCCCGUGGCCGCGUCCACGCCCGACUCGGCGUCCGGCAAGUCCAGCGCGUCGGAGCGGUCGCGCGACGCGGCGGAGACGCGCGCGGAGGCGCGGGAGACGCGCGGCGCGGCGCGGAGCCUGCGCGGCGCGGACUACGUGGUGGGCGAGAGCGCGGCGCGGCGCUCGGUGCUGACGGUGGUGGGCGGGCGCGGCUACGUGGACUGGCGCCAGACGGCGGACGCGGCGGAGCGGCCGCAGCCCGCCGCCGAGCCCAACCCGAAGGACGCGCACCUCAUCCUGUGGGAGAUGCGCUUGUGACCGCUCGGUACGCCUCCGCCGCGCGGACUCCACGCGGGGACUCUCGCCGCUCCCCGGGCGUCGCCCGCUCGACGGAUCCUAAGUUUAUUCUUGGCGAUUUAUGUGUCAUAUUUAAUUUGUCGAUGGCCUGUAAAUAUAGUGCUAAUACGUAAACUCGUUAUUUAAGGUUUUACACGAAUUUCGAAUACGAUGCUACUACACCCACACGUCCGUUAGCAUUGCACUGAAAUAAUUGUGAAACAAAUAUUUACAUUUGUAAAUUUAUGCGAAGCUUUAAAUUAUUUUUUGAAGUUAGAGCUACUGUCCGCUGGCUCGACGUUUACAUUGGUUUAGUACUAACACUUCAGAAGUGGUGCAUUAUUUUUGUGGUUGUCUAUUGAAAUGUUGAUAAAUUCAUAAAGAUUAU
Messenger RNA from Helicoverpa zea (corn earworm), 4630 nucleotides. Its product is annotated as rho guanine nucleotide exchange factor 10-like protein. The coding region runs from base 541 to 4224 and encodes 1227 amino acids. The record is from RefSeq and is a predicted model, not a curated record. Gene Ontology annotation, biological process: positive regulation of stress fiber assembly; actin cytoskeleton organization. The transcript is spliced from 14 exons. Lineage: Eukaryota; Metazoa; Arthropoda; Insecta; Lepidoptera; Noctuidae. Gene Ontology annotation, molecular function: guanyl-nucleotide exchange factor activity.